AUGGCGACCAUCGAGGUCUCCAAGCCACCGUCAUCCAAGCGCAUGUCCCCGAAGGGGAGCUUCAAGCUGAGCCUGCUCGCCUGCGGCCACUGCAAGGCCACCACAGUCUCGCCCCCGGACUCCCCCACCGGCGCCGGCGCGCGGUCGCUCUCGUCCUCGGCGUCGUCCUCCGCGGGGACCUCCCGCGACCGCCAGGCGGAGCUGCGGGAGAUCUUCCGCCACUUCGACCGCGACAUGGACGGCCGGAUCUCGGGCCGGGAGCUCCGCGAGUUCUUCGCGUCCAUGGGCGACGGCGGCGCGGAGGCCGCGCUGGAGCUCGACGCGGCCGGCGACCUCAUGCUGGGGUUCGAGGACUUCGUCAGGAUCGUGGAGCGCAAGGGCGGGGAGGAGGAGGAGCGCGAGGACCUGCGGCGCGCGUUCCAGGCCUUCGAGGCCGUCAAGGGCUCCGGCCGGAUCACGCCGCGCGGCCUGCAGCGCGUGCUCAGCCAGCUCGGCGACGACCCGUCCGUCGCCGAGUGCGAGGCCAUGAUACGGGCCUACGACGACGACGGCGACGGCGAGCUCGAUUUCCACGAUUUCCACCGCAUGAUGAGCCAUGACUAG
Triticum turgidum subsp. durum (durum wheat) is the source of this 603-nucleotide messenger RNA. NCBI's taxonomy places the organism in Eukaryota, Viridiplantae, Streptophyta, Magnoliopsida, Poales, Poaceae. The record is from the annotation of a GenBank genome assembly.